AAACUCUGAGUUGAGGAAAAACUCGUGGAACGAGUACUGAUCUCGGGUAUGUUUUUUUCCUGCUGCUGCUGCUGACCCACCGGAAAAACUAGCCGUUGCUGCCCCGCUCGGUUAUUAGAGGAGUCGUCCUGCUUCGGGGUCGCGUCGACGAACCCUAGCGAGUCACGCUCGCGUCCUUUCUUCUCGUAUUCCUCUCCUUCCUUCGGAGAUGGCGGCGACUCCGUCGAAGAAGCUGCAGCGCUCCCGAUCUCAUGUGUUGGAGGCACCUAUGGGCUCGGAGAAUUCCGAUCCCAAUAUUCCCUCCCCGUCUCCUCUUUCUUCGCAGAAAUUGGAGAGGUCUCCAGCGGUUGGAUCGGACGAGUCGAAGGGUUCAGGGAGUAAGACCCGCGGUCGGGAUCCACCGCCCGCUCCGGGACGAGCGAGGAAGUUCAUCGUCGCGAAGAAGAGCUCCAGGAGGGCGGGGAACGGGAUUGACUUCGAGAAGUGCCGAAAAGAAGCUUACGAGACCCUCCGAGCGUCGCAGGAGGAGUUUUUUAGGAUAGGCCGAUCUUCGGGAGUGGCCGGUAUCGUGAAUCCUGGAGACGUUGAAGCUGGCGUGUCCGUUGAUCGAAGCAAUAAGGAGGGAGUGAACGGGACGAGAGAGGUCUUGGAUUCGGGGACUGAAGAUACUGAAGACUGUUCAGAGGCGAGGAAGCUGAGGGAUUUGGUGAAGGAGGAGGCACCUGAGCCUGGAUCUGGUCGCGUUAGGCAUCUGGUAAAGGCAUUUGAGAACUUCCUUUCCAUUUCAAAGGAUGAUGCUGUUGAAAAGUCAGAAGACAGAGAUCCGAACGUGAUGAAUUGGACAUUGCCAGGCUUACAGCAAUCGUGCAAGACUGAGGCAGCGAAAACUUCAUUUGCAUAUGUUUUUUCUUCAUCAGAGUUUAUACCUUCUAUAAAACCUACUAGGGAGUCGCAGUUGAAGUCUUCAGUGGAUGAAAAUGUUGAAAGGCUGAGCUUGGGGAGAAGGACAUCUGGUGAAGGAAGGAACAAACGUAUUGUAAGAAAAUCUUGUAUUCUACAAAGCUCUGAUUGUCUUAGGAGGAGCUGGGAUAAGAUGCUUAAAAUGACAAGCCAACAUCCAUUCAAGCUCAGGACCGAGCAAAGAGGAAGGAUUAAAGAAGAACAAUUUAUCAAGAAAGUGAAAGAAAUGCUGGUUGAGGAGGAGAAGCAACGUAUACCUAUUGCCCAAGGCCUUCCAUGGACCAUAGAUGAACCAGAGAUCUUGUUGAAGCCCCCCAUUAAAGAAAGCACUGAACCUCUAGACCUUGUUUUGCAUAGUGAUGUGCGUGCAGUUCAAAGGGCUGGGUUUGAUAAAUUUGUAGCUGAGCGGCUGAGCUUUGCCGAACAACUAAGAUUAGAAAGGGAGAUGCAACAGAAGUUUGAAGAAGAAGAAGAAAUACGGAGGCUCAAAAGAGAGCUUGUGCCUAAAGCUCAACUGAUGCCAUACUUUGAUCGACCCUUUGUUCCUAAAAGGUCGGAAAAGCCUUGCACAAUCCCAAAGGAACCAAGAUUUCGCAUCUGCCCAAGAAAAUCUUCAUGUGCUUCAAGGUUCAAAUAACUAGCCAAGUCAGUAUCGUCUGUUCAUCCUUUUGCUUUAAUAGACUGAGGUUGCAGCCAAAUGAGAAUUGCUCGACUUUGUCAUGAUUUGAACCGCAACUCCACAUGACAUUGUACAUACAGGAAUUCAGUACAUUUUUGUCCCAAUAAGAUCUUUUUCCCCAACUCGCGCAUGGAGUGCUAGUGUUGUAACUUGUCUCCAAAAGCUAGUGUUGUAACUUGUAAAGCAUUAACAUUUUGUCUUUGAAACAUGUAGUACCAAGGAAAUUGAGUAAGUUGGGGAUUUGUUCAUGUAUAGUUUCUGUGAUCUACCAUCUGCACUAUAAGAGUUUGUUUCUUUUGGCUUCAGAAUGUACUCAAUUGUGCAAUGUUUUGGAGAACAUAAUUUUGUUUGUUUUGGAAAACAUGAUACGCUAAACUAGCUUUAUAUGGUUA
Molecule: messenger RNA, 2031 nt
Organism: Zingiber officinale
Lineage: Eukaryota; Viridiplantae; Streptophyta; Magnoliopsida; Zingiberales; Zingiberaceae
Exons: 9
Coding region: 209-1597 (462 amino acids)
Biological process (GO): regulation of mitotic spindle organization; activation of protein kinase activity; mitotic spindle assembly
Cellular component (GO): mitotic spindle; nuclear microtubule
Molecular function (GO): microtubule binding; protein kinase activator activity
Source: RefSeq, a predicted model, not a curated record